AUGUCGACGUCCACCAUCCUGCACGCUAUGAUCUUCACACUCGUGCUGCAACAGAGUUUAUCUACCCAGAAUACACCUGGAAUUACCAAUGACCAAGCGGAAUUGGCCCUCUUCGCAACGACGGACAAGUCGUCUGAAAAUACCACCGUUAAUGUUACGAUAACACACGUCGCUGUUAACGGAACCAGCAACUUCAAUAACGUGGAACCGAAUUUGAUCGAUGACUUUUCACCGGGCAAAAAUUCAUUGGAACAAAUUUUUAAUAGAGUGAGAGCUGACAUGCUCAAAUACUACGUAUUUACUCUGAACCUUUUGAGCUUUAUCUGCUGCAUCUUAACUAUUAUCGUCCUUCAAAGAGGAGCCCUGAAAUCUAGCUCAACCGUGUACAUCCGGGGAAGUGCCAUGUCUAGCAUCUUCGGCACCCUACUCUACAUAGUCUAUACCGUUCAAUACCAUAAGACCGUUUCGCAGUCUAUCGCAUUUAAGAACUUCUUCAGCUAUAUUGUCGCAUAUGGUGACGCUUUCUUCUACAUUAGCAUCGCGGCAAAUUCCUGGAUUAUUCUCGCAUUUGCUCUGGAGCGUUUGUUUGCUAUUUGGUUACCUCUAAAAUCUCGCGUGUUCAGUAAUGAAUCACGGGCAAAGAAAAUCGUCGCCCUCAUUUUUGUUGUCGCCAUUUUGGUGAACAUUCCACGCUUUCUCCGUGUGACAGUUACAACCAGAAUUGAUCCUCUAACCAACAACACUCUUCACGUCUGGGCUUACACAACUUUUGGCAGGGAUCCAUUUAUCCGUAAUGCUGUUUACAUCUCCUUUGCAGUUAUUGUCAUUAUUAUACCAUUACCAAUUUUAGCCAUCCUGAACUUGCUGAUAAUAAUAAAGCUACGCAGUGUGAAACGUAAGCAACUUCGACUUAGAGAAGGUAACACAAAGGCGACGAGCGGCUUUGAAGACAAGAGGCAAGUACAGAUGGAGCGGGUUUUAGUGGCAAGUCUACUGGCAUUCCUUAUUUGUUACACGCCAAUGGCUGGAACAACUAUGACAGUAGCAUUUGAAGGACCGAGUGUUUUUAGUACUUUUCACUUUGGAUACCGCUUACUGUUCUUAGUGGCACCUCUUUUCUAUGUUUCCUGUCCUUGUCUCAAUUUUGUCUUGUAUGUGUUGUGUAGCAAGAUCCUUCGGGAUGGCGUCAAGGAUCUGUUUUGUGUCAAAUGUGUAAAGAAUGAAGGCGCAAUUGGUCAGCAGCUAGAGUCGUCAAAACACACACACAGAACAGAUGCGGAAAACAAUGCGACUGUGGACAAAAACUCUGUACCUUAA
Liolophura sinensis is the source of this 1317-nucleotide messenger RNA. RefSeq names its product growth hormone secretagogue receptor type 1-like. The record is from RefSeq and is a predicted model, not a curated record. Gene Ontology annotation, cellular component: plasma membrane. Gene Ontology annotation, biological process: G protein-coupled receptor signaling pathway. Gene Ontology annotation, molecular function: G protein-coupled receptor activity. The transcript has a single exon. The coding region runs from base 1 to 1317 and encodes 438 amino acids. Lineage: Eukaryota; Metazoa; Mollusca; Polyplacophora; Chitonida; Chitonidae.